Molecule: messenger RNA, 1775 nt
Organism: Alternaria rosae
Lineage: Eukaryota; Fungi; Ascomycota; Dothideomycetes; Pleosporales; Pleosporaceae
Exons: 2
Coding region: 231-1454 (407 amino acids)
Source: RefSeq, a predicted model, not a curated record
GCAAGGAUGUCGCCUAGUGACAUCUGGACGCGCAACCAGGCCCAGGUACGGGAAGAUCCACCUAAAGUCGAGGGCGAGCUGACGACAACCACGCCCACGACCCCGGCGCCUUGUCUCCCGCGCCAUGAUCAUCACGUAGGUCUCGAACACCUCUCCACAACCAUCAAUGCGGGUGAAGCAUUGCCAAUAAUUCUCCGCGCCCUCGCUACUAGCCGUUGCCGUCUCCCACCAUGCUUAGCGGACCCCCGAGGGCCAUCCCGCUCGUCUUCGUCUUUCUGGCCGCCUGCCUGGUGUGGUGGUAUCUCCACGCCAUCCCAGGCGCCGGCUCGUCGAUUCCAGCAUGGAACUCCGGGAGUGCUGCCCAGGGCUAUCGGCCCUCGUUGCGCGGUGACCCGCUCGACUUUGGCCUGCCGCUGCGCUUCUCAGACGGGCAGAAGAAGCCGCCGGGCAGCAACUACACGUACAAGAUCAUCGUGCCCAAGACGCAGAAGGAGGACAUUAGCUGGAUGGACAAGGAGAUCCCCGAUGCGCCUCUGGUAGUCUAUGAAGUGGACAACCCCAAUGCCGAGCACAAGAUCCCCAAGAACAAGGGCCGCGAGGCCAUGGUCUACCUCUCCUACAUCAUCGACCACUAUGACGACCUCCCCGAUACAUCCAUCUUCAUGCACGCCCACCGCCACGCCUGGCACAACAACCAGCUGCUCGGCCUCGACGCAGCGCAGAUGAUCCAGCGCCUCAACCACGAGCGCGUCGCUCGCAUGGGCUACAUGAACGUGCGCUGCCACCACGACCCCGGCUGCCCCGACUGGAUCCACAUGGACCGCCCCGGCGGCGACUUCGACUUCUUCCACAAGCCCGAGGAGAUCUACUGGCGGCGCAACAUCUGGGAGGAGAUCCACCCGGGAGCCCCCAUCCCGCCCUCCAUUUCCGGCAUCUGCUGCGCGCAAUUCGCCGUGUCACGCCAGCGCAUCCAAGAAGUCCCCAUUGAGCGCUUCAUCCACUACCGCAAGUGGCUCCUCACAACCGGCAUGGACGACCAGUUCUCCGGCCGCAUCUUCGAAUACAUCUGGCACUACAUCUUCACCGGCCAUGAAGUCCACUGCCCGGCUAUGAACACAUGUUACUGCGACGGCUACGGCAUCUGCUUCGGCGGCCAGAAGAAGUACGACGAGUACUUCAAGAAGCAGGACGCUCGCAACGAGAAGUUUACCGAGCUAGAUAAAUUCAACAAGCGCGAAGAGGAGGCUAAGAAGGACGGAAAGGACCCCAACUUUUCCAAAGAAGAAAUCGAGACAAUCACGAAGCUUAGGACAGAGAUCUCGGGUAUGGAUAGAGAGUUGGAUGCGUUGAGGGAGGAGGCGAAGAAGAGGGGUGAUGACCCCAAGGCGAGGAAGGAGGAGACGGAGAGUUGGGAUUCGACGCAUAUCUGGGACUACGCUCCGAAGAACAAUUAGGUUGGGUAUUUGGUGAUGGGUAUAUCUUGGGAAGGGGGGUUACUGUCACUGUUCACGCAAACCGCAUGCACAGGGUAGGCGUUCAAGGGGGCGUUUUCGAAUAGGGCGUACUUUGGUAUCGUCGCGGCGAGCUUGCGCCGUGCAUGAGAGCUUGCAUUAGAUUUCCGUCACUUAAGAUAGUACUUAACGAUGUGUUGUUCUCUCUGCUGAGUUUGGAAUUUAUGGUGCUGGUGAGGGGUUCUCUCACCUGUCGACCUGGUCAAUCGAUAUAUCUCGACUGGUCGUAGGAAAACAAAAUUCAGUAUCACGCAUCUAAUUUUC